CCCCCCCUACCUCUCAUGAUGUUCAGAAAAUGAGCUGUGUUUGUUUUCAAAAAAGCACUUUGUCUCUAACUGUUUUCAUGGAAGAUGAACUUGAGAUAUAAUAUGUCUUAAUUGCAGAUUCGACCCCAGGUGUUUCUUUUGUCCUAGUUUAAUAUUGUUUAGUACCUACACAUUAUGGCGGCAUUUUGUUAUGUUGGAACUCUGAGCUUCCACCCCUUUCUUUGUUCAGAAAAAGAGCUGUUUGUUCAGGAAAGUUUGAGUACUUUAAAUGUUUCUAAUUGUUUUUGUAUUAUGUAUUCUGCUUAAAAUCUUCAAAACUGAUCACAUAUGACUUUUUAUUGCUUUAUAUGAAAUUAACGUGAGAAAAAAAUAUCACAAAAUGUAUCAAAAAGAAUGUCGCGAAAUCCUGUAUUAUGUUGGUAGAUUGUCUUUAUUGAUGUCAGUAUAGUCACUUUAAAUACUUCAAAUAAUGCCACUUUAAUGUUUACAUAUCUUACAUUACUCAUCUCAUAUAUGUAUAUACUGUAUUUUAUACUAUCUAUUGCAUCUUGCCUAUGCCUCUCGGUCAUCCAUAUAUUUAUAUGUAAAUAUUCUUAUUCCAUCCCUUUAGAUUUGUGGAAUUGUUAGAUGACUUGUUAGAUAUUACUGCACUGUCGGAACUAGAAGCCAAGCAUUUCGCUACACUGGCAUUAACAUCUGCUAACCACGUGUGACCCAUACAAUGGAUUUGAUAGUAACAUGAUGAUAAAGGAUAACAGAUGCUAUACACUGUUGUAAUAAUAUAACAUCACACUGCUGAUAGAAAUAUAAUGUAAUGAUAGCUGUCUUGUUUUGGUUGAGAAAUCUAUUUUCGUUUGACGGAAAGAAGUCAGGCAAAACAAAGGCCGGUAAAACAUGCACAAUGACUACGCUGAUACGACACUCACGAACAUUUCCUGCAGCAUCUCAUAAUCCAGACCAAACUCACUCGGGAAAGUGGAUACGUUUUUCCCCGCUUCCUUUACGAGACCUCACCAUUUCCUAAAGUUAUUUUCAGCCAAACAAUUAGCUACAGGAAAUCAGUUCCAGUGUCCAUUCUACCCAGGAACACUUCUAGUUUCCAAGUCCAAUGAGUUUACACCCACAGGAGCGUCUCUUUUUUCGUAAUUGAAUCGCAAUUGGAUAUCUCGAAAUUGGCGAGGAAAAGGAGGUAAAAUACACACACAAAAAAACAAUUCUAAACUACUUUUAACAAUUUCCACUGAAAAUUAUACGAAAACAGUGCAGAUUGACCGUUUUUGCUGUUUGGUGCUGUCGUUGUUCCCAAACUUUGUAGAAUUUUCUGUUGGAAAUUGUUCAAAAUAGUCCUUGUGCUCCAUGGAGUUGUAUGGUUUGUUUAACUUUGCAUUCAUUGGUUUUUCAUACAUUUUAAAGUGACAACUCUGUGUCUACAUCACUCUGUUACCUUGGAAUUGCCCCUAAUUCUAACACAAGAAAAUGCUUGUCUUGCCUAAUAGCCUAUAGGCGAAUGUUUGAAUAGGCUCCUGAGGAUGGGGUGUUAAUUUCAAUCACUGAGUGUAUCAUAUAUUAGUAAUGAAUUUGAACUGAAUAUGCUUGUACUCAACAGCCAGUGUUUUUCUUCACUUAUGGCCUUAUCUGACUGACUGUUGUCGUCAAUCCUAUAUUUAUUUUAUGGAAAAAGGUUUCCUGCUGGACGGGAUGUGUUGUCAGCUAGCUUAGAUACAUUUUUGUUUUCUGGAGCUAUACCACGACAUAGGUUUGUGAAAAUCACCUUGAACUCGUUGGGUCUCCUCUUUUACAUCUAUCCAGCCUACCAUGUUUGAACCGGGUUCCGGUUGUGGUGUUCCAGCCCAGAGAAGCUCACAGCGGGGUCCAGAGUUGGUGUCAGUGACGCUGGGGGACUGCAGUCAAACAGUGGAACUCAAUGUGAUUGUCAAGGAGGAGGGAGAGGGGAGAGAAAUCAAUGAGGGGGAGGAGGAAGAGAGAGAGGAGGACAGGGACUCUGUUGACUCAGCAGAGAGCCCAAUCCCAGACUCAGUCAACGAACCCAGUUCCACAGCAUCAAUACUACCUGGUUGUGGGAGUUACCCCAGUCCUCAAUGUGGAAAGUGUUUCAGUCGAGCAGGAGACCUGAAGACUCAUCAGAGAUCCCACAGUGGAGAGAAGCCUGCCAGUACUUUCAAUGUGAUUGUCAAAGAGGAGGAGGAUGAAAAGGAUAUCGAUGUUCAGAAGGUAAAGAGAGAAGUUAAGGAAGAGCAGGAAACUAGUAGUGUAGUUGACCCAGAUACAUCAAGACUAUCUGCUCGUGGUCGAUUCCCCUGCCAUCAGUGUGGGAAGAGUUUCCGUUCCUCAGGUAAUCUAAAGAAUCAUCAAAGAGUACACACUCCAGAGAAACCAUUUCACUGUGCCACAUGUGGGAAGAGUUUCCGGGAAAAAUUCAACCUCACGGGACAUGAGAAGGUGCAUAGUGGGGAGAAGCCUUACCACUGCACCCAGUGUGGGAAAAGCUUCAAUCGUUCUGGAAGUCUUAAGGAACAUCAAAGAGUACAUACAGGGGAGAAGCCUUAUCACUGCUCUCUUUGUCAGAAGAGUUUUAGUCAGCCAGGAAAUCUUAAGAAACAUCAGAGAAUACAUACAGGGGAGAAGCCUUACCGUUGCUUUCUGUGCGGAAAUAGUUUUGGUUUCGCUGGAAACCUAAAGAAUCAUCAGAGAGCACACUGUGGAGAGAAGCCUUACCACUGCUCUCAGUGUGGUGAGGGAUUCCCUGAACUAAAAAGUCUUAAAAGUCAUCAGAAAAUACAUAUUGGAGAGACGCCUGCCUCUACUUUCAAUGUGAUUGUCAAAGAGGAGAAGGAUGAGAAGACAAUUGAUGAGAUGGAAAUGAGAGAAGUUGAAGAGGAGGACAAUAGGGGUGUAGUUGACCCAGAUACAUCAAGACUGCCUGAUCGUUACAUCUGUCCUCAAUGUGGAAAGAGUUUCAGUACCUCAAGUAAUCUUAAGAAUCAUCAAAGAGUACACACUGGAGAGAAACCUUUCCUCUGCUCCCAAUGUGGGAGGAGUUUCAGUGAGAAAGUAAACCUUAAGAGACACGAACUAGUACAUAGUGGAGAGAAGCCUUACCACUGUACCACAUGUGGGAAGAGCUUCAAUCAUUCAGGAAGCCUUACAAAUCACCAGAGAAUUCAUACAGGGGAGAAACCUUACCACUGCUCACUGUGCGGAAAUAAUUUUCGUUUUGCUGGAGACCUAAAGAAUCAUCAGAGAUCACACAGUGGAGAGAAGCCUUACCACUGCUCUCAGUGUGGAGAGGGAUUCACUCAGCUAAGAAGUCUAAAAAGUCAUGAGAGAAUAUCCAUUGGAGGGAAGCCUGCCUGUGCUUUCAAUGUGAUUGUCCAAGAAGAGAAAGAAGUUGAGGGAGAGGAGAGUGAUGUGAAAUAAAGGUGAAGUGAGGAUCAUAAGCAACUCUAUAGGUAUUGAAAUUCACACCUAACCUUGCAAUUGUGUCUUUUGUGACAACAUGGUCAUGGGCAGCACCAUUUAGGACUAUCUUCAUCUUCUUUUACUUCUAUGACUGUAUUGGAAGUUCACAAAUAGGCCUGUAUACUGGGGCUGAGUCUAUAUAGGCCUGUAUACUGGGCUGAGUCUGUAUAUAGUAUACACUGGGGCAGAGUCUGUAUAUAGUAUAUACUGGGGGCUGAGUCUAUAUAUAGUAUAUACUGGGGAAGAGUCUAUAUAUAGUAUAUACUGGGGCUGAGUGUCCCAAAAGGCAUGUCCCAAAUGGUGCCCUAUUCCCUCUGUUGUGCACUACAUUUGACCAUGGGCCCUAUUCUGUAGUGCACUGCAUUUGACCUUGGGCCCUAUUCUGUGGUGCACUACAUUUGACGAUGGGCCCUAUUCUAUAGUGCACAACAUUUGUCCAUGGGCCCUAUGGGCUAUUCCAUUGAAUACAAAAUAAAUCCAUAGACUCCAGUAGAAUUCAGUUGUGGAUAUUUUUUAUACAUGUUUCAACUCAGUAGAAGGGCUGGUUUGUAUUGACAUCAAGUCUAUUGUUAUGUCAUGAUCUGGAUGGAACCGGUGUUAUUUAGAAUAUUGUUCUGUUCCGGAACAGUAUAGAUCCCUUUUGUUGUCAGUUCUGGUUCUGUUCCUUGAAAUUCCGGUUUUCUUUUCUGUUCCCUGAACUGGUUCCAACCCCUGGUUUAGAAUGUUGUUAAGUAUCCAUUAAUUAAAUAAUAAAUGCUAACAAACUGUAAUCUUCUUCUUCAUUGAAGUUGGAUGAUGUUGGUAGAUUGUCUUUAUUCGUGAAAAGUCAGUAUUGUAUCAUGGUGAUGAUAAAUCACAAGAAUAAAAGAUGCCGUACAAUAAUUGUUGGAAUAAUAUAACAUCAUACUGCAGGCCUGUGUGGGAUUAUCUACUUUACGCACAGUCUCUUCUCUACUCGUUCAUCUGCCCAGAGAAGAGGCUACACCGGAGAAUGUUUGUGAAGAAUAAAGAGUGGUGCUCGUUUAAUAAAGUUAGACCAAAACUGAAUCAAUGUAGGCUGAGUUUACACAGGCAGCCAAGAUCUGAUGGGAAAAAAUGUCAUGUGAUUGGUAAAAAGACCAAUGAAUGGAGAAAAAUAAACUCAUUUGGGCUGCCUGUGUAAAUGCAGCCAUAAUGACAGUAUUUUACAUUUGUUCUCACCCUCCUUUCACAUUUCUCAACGUGAAUUAAAACAUAUCUAAUUCUUCAAGUCUUAGAUCUUUGAGUUAUGUACAGUGUUAUUUUGAAGUAGCCUACGGUGUUGUGAAUGAUGUACAGUGAAUGAAUUUUAGAGCAUAUGGUGUUAAAGAACUAGCCUGUCUUUUGUUUCAAUAAAAGCACGUGGCCUAUUGCCCAUA
Messenger RNA from Salvelinus fontinalis (brook trout), 4877 nucleotides. Its product is annotated as zinc finger protein ZFP2-like. The record is from RefSeq and is a predicted model, not a curated record. Gene Ontology annotation, biological process: regulation of transcription by RNA polymerase II. The coding region runs from base 1816 to 3438 and encodes 540 amino acids. NCBI's taxonomy places the organism in Eukaryota, Metazoa, Chordata, Actinopteri, Salmoniformes, Salmonidae. Gene Ontology annotation, molecular function: RNA polymerase II cis-regulatory region sequence-specific DNA binding; DNA-binding transcription activator activity, RNA polymerase II-specific. The transcript has 3 exons. Gene Ontology annotation, cellular component: nucleus.